AUGUCUUCCACCAGGCACCUCCCCACGGAGCGCAACCCCUUGAUGACCAAGGAUGUCCCUCCCUAUACCGACUUAGUCAGUCGCCGGCGGUUGGGACAGACUCAGCUAACGGCGCGGAUGGUCGCUGCUGCUCCUGGCAGCGAGGUCGAUCCCGCUGCGCUCGGCGCCUUCGAUUAUGCCCACCUCCGAGCUCCUCUGCCCAAGGGCAUCGUUUCGGGCAUCUUCAAGUCGAGCCCGAACAGCUACUUCCUCAUGCGCCGCAGCUACGACGGCUUCGUUUCCGCCACCGGCAUGUUCAAGGCGACAUUCCCGUAUGCCGCCGCUGAGGAGGAAGAGGCUGAACGCCGCUACAUCAAGUCUCUCCGCACUACUAGUCCGGAAGAGACGGCAGGCAACAUCUGGAUUCCCCCUGAGCAAGCUCUGGAGCUGGCGGAGGAAUAUCAAGUUACUCCGUGGAUCCGCGCACUGCUAGAUCCUGCCGAGAUUCCCAUCUCGACUGGGGGAAAUGAUAACAGCCCUCCGAAGCGCAUUUCUGCGCCGCCCAAGUUUUCCGCCGGACAUCCUGCGCUUGCGCCACCUACACCGACCUCGCUCCCUCGCAGCUCCCGUGCAAGACGCUCUGCUAGUCCCGCGAAGAGCAGCGCAAGCACGCGCAAGAUUGCCAGCCCGAGGAAGCGGACAGCAAAGGUGACGGCUGCUCAGGCUCACGCAGCCGAGACAGCUGGCAGCAGCGCAAAGGAAUCAGCGGCAUCAUCUGUCAACGGCGAGGUUGCCGGUGUCCCAACCCUCACCCCUGCCCCGUCUGAGUCUCUCAAGUCCGAGGACGUCACUGUGGAGGCUGUGGAGAAGGAGCCUGCUGUGGUUCUCGCGCCUGUUGAAGAGGAGCCCAAGGUCAAGAUCCAUGUGGAUCAGGACGUCAAGGUCGAGGAUGACGGCACCGAGGUUAAGCACACCAAGGUCGAGCUGGAGCUGCCUCUGACUGGCGACCUACCGAGCGCCGAGGACGCGGCACGCAUGGUAGAAGAAGCAAAGGAGAUGGUUCGUGCCGCUGCCGAAAGCGUGGCUGCUCAGUCCAGCGGGUCCGAGCCCACCAAGAAGGGCAAGAGAAAGGCCGACGAGAUCGAGGCCGGUGACGAAAACAAGGAGAACGGCGAGACCGCAGUGACCGAGCAGCCGAAGUCCAAGAAGGUGAAGACAGAAGUUGACCUGCGAAAGGAGAAGGUCAAGAAGCGGGCCUUGAUUGGUAUUAGUGCUACCCUGGCUGUCGGUGCUCUGAUUCCGUACGUUAUGGGCGUCCUAUAA
Molecule: messenger RNA, 1302 nt
Organism: Phaeoacremonium minimum UCRPA7
Lineage: Eukaryota; Fungi; Ascomycota; Sordariomycetes; Togniniales; Togniniaceae
Product: putative transcription factor protein
Exons: 3
Coding region: 1-1302 (433 amino acids)
Biological process (GO): mitotic telomere tethering at nuclear periphery; meiotic attachment of telomere to nuclear envelope
Cellular component (GO): nuclear membrane complex Bqt3-Bqt4
Molecular function (GO): DNA binding
Source: RefSeq, a predicted model, not a curated record